GUCUGCCACAGCACGUAGUGCAGGAGCAGCUGCAGCAGUAAGGAGCAACCCUGGUGCAGUCGACCGGAAAGAGACACCGUGCUACCGCCCCGCCAGUCUCUGGUCGUAACAGCCAUAGAACGUGGAGGGGCGGGCUCUCUCAGAGUCCCCGCACCUUGUUAUUGGUUAUCAUCAGACAGUUGUAUAACGUACGAACAAUUUCAGGCACAUUGUCUGAAAAUGCGCAAGUAAAGAUAAUGGAUGCCGAUCUGGAUCCGGCGCUGGUGUUCAGAGCACAUCAAGCAGUGUAGCCCACGUCGUGUGGGAAUAACACAAGGGUUUGACGAGUGAACGACCCCGAUCUACUCACAGUCCAUAAAGGAAAAAAGAUCUCCAGGCUGUACUGAUCAGGAAACACGGAAGCCAUCGGCAAGAAGGACAAUUGCCUUCUUCGCAUAUUGGCAAAGACAGCUAACGUUAAUGCCUUUGAACGAGGUCUGUUACGUGAUUAUUACAACACAUGACAAUGUAACGUUAGCCGAUAAGCCACAAAGGAAAUCUACCGGCGAAGCACGCAAGAGCAACACGGAGUACUGAUCAGGUAUCGAUUUUAGAUGUAACCCACAUCAUCCUGGCUACUCCUAGUGCUUGUAUGUCCAAGAAAAGGAUUGGGUAAAUAAGCCCUAGCUUCCAGUCCUUGAGGAGAAUGGCUCAUGGAUGGGAUUCAUACUUCCAUAACAUUCCACCUCUAUCAUCAGAUCCAAGCACUUUAAGAAGGACAUCAGAGUCAGAGGGAAGUCUUUCCCAGCAUAUAGAGAACCUCGUUGGACAUCAUGAAUUCUCCAGCACAGCUGCUUCAAAUGAAGCCCCUGCAGCAAACUCAAACUUUAACACAGACUAUUACUCAAAUCCCAGUAAUGGAAAUUCUAGCUCGGACUGUGUUUAUCAGAGAUACUACAAGGAAACACCAUGGCAAGCCGAUGGAGAACAAAUGGACAAUGUUUACUUGCAAAGAUGUGGAAAUAGUGAUUUUGCCGCAGAUGGAUUUUCGACAUCGGAAUCUUUUCCUUCAUCUUUUGCCACAGAUUUACAAGGACUUAAGCAGGACUGUGGAAUGCUAGCGACAUCAUUUCUUGACGACUACUCAGAUGUCAGUAGCUGCUCAGAUGCAGAUGUUGGUGAAAGAAGGCCCUCUUGUAAAUUCAUGGCAAGUCAUUCAGUUCCAAAACCUAAAACUGAUGUUACGAUAAAACAAAGCUCAUCUGAAUGGCUUUUCACACACACUGGAAAUAUUACAUUUCCAACUGACAGUAUGUGCCCUAAUAUGUCAGAGACUAAUAUUCUUCUGCCAAGUCCAUCAAAUGUGAAGGCAGGAGAAAAUAUAGAUGAAUGUGCACAAGACAAGAUGGAAAGUCCAAAAAACACUGUCAAAUCUUACACAGGAGCCAACCAGUCCCCUUCAACUUCUAACAUGGUGACAAGUACAGGGAGUGAGACUGUCGGGGAUAGAAAUGAUUAUGGUGAUUGUCAAGAUCAGAAACAAAAGGAGGAUCUGAAGAGAAAAUUCAGUCAAGGAAAAUGUUCGGACACCUCAAUAAGUGGCAAUAAAAACUUGAGUGGUGAUGGAAUAGAGGAGUACCGAGAUGGCGAUGAGGAGGAGCAAAUCACUGCAACUGCUCAAAAGAUCAUGACUACAUUUGACAGUGAGCAAGAUCACUUUGAUGAAAAGGUCCCAAGAAAGAAAAUGAAGAAAUCAUUUGACGUAGACAAUGAUGGAUUUGAUAAUGCCAACUCCACAGAUGGUCAAGACAGAAAUAUGAAAGAGGACAAGCAGGACAAAAGUGAAGUCCUAAAAAGGGAAAGAAAAGAAUCGGGUUCAUUAGAAAUACUGAUUUUUGAUGAGCAGAAAUGCACUGGUGGCCAAGAUGAAAAUGUGGAAACGGAUUGUAAGGAGAAAGAAACUCAGUCAAAUACCUCUCAAACUUCAGAUGCACUGGGUAUCAAGUCGUCAGAUUGCGAAGAUGCUACUCAUGAGCUUAGCGCAUGCACAAGUACCUUGAAAAGCAAAAGUCAUGAUUCUGAAUCCUGUUUGCAGAUAUCUGAGCAUCAGUCUUACGAAAGUGUAGCUCAGGACAAUAUUUGUGUUAUGAGUGUUGGUCAUUGCAGUGAUGCAAGAGGCAAGAAUGAGAAAAAUAGUGCAAGUCAAUCAGAAUCGUGUUUACAGUCAAAUGGCUCCUGCACAGAGUGGACUAAUGGAGGAGAAAAGACACAUGCCACUUCUUCUCCAGAAUGUCAUGGCCCUGGUGUCACUAGUGACUGUCUUUCUAUUGAUACUAGUGACAAGAACGUACAAGGUUGUGCUAGUCAUGUAGAAUCCUGCCUACUGUCAAACAUCUCCAGUACAGAUGCAAAUAUCCAUCUAGAAAAGGAAAUGACAAGUCCACCAAAGAAGAAAACCACAUCUCAUACUGAUCCAAAUGGUAGUGGCCCUGAUGUGACUAAUAAACACAGUAUUUCUAAUAGUUCAGAAUCCUGCUUACAGUCAAACAUCUCCAGCACAGACAGUACCUGUCUAGAAAAGGAAAUGUCAAGUCCAGGAGAGAAUCUAAAUACAACCUCUGAUCCACAUCAGCAAAAGUCAAUACAUCAAAGUCCAGUGGCCCUAGAACAAGAAAAUCUUAGUGGAGAUGUUGCUGAAAAUGCAAGAGAGUCAUUUGAAGAGAUGGACACACCUACAGAAGGACCACCAGUGCUUGGCAUGCUGUAUGGUGAACCUCUGUCAAGAGAAGACUCUUCAUGUGACACUGAUGAAACAAAACUUGACACAAGUCAGUAUCAAGACACUUAUGUGGCUGGACCUGACAGUAACGGCAUGAACAGUUUAGAAAGACAAGCACCUCAACUAAAAUCCUCCGUACAAAUGAGAAAACGUCUGCAGCCUGUUGUAAUAUUGAAGACCACCGAGUCAGUAAAUGGAAUGAAUAACUCGUAUCAUUGCGCAGAUUGUCAGCACACAACCCACAAUGUAGAUCGUCUAAUUGAACACCACCAUUGUCGUCAUUCAGUGUACAGCUUCCAGUUUUGCAAGAUGUGCAAUCUCUACCUGAUGAGGAAUAAACAAGCAGAAAAACAUGUGUGUGGUGUAAGCAAAGAAUGUCCUCGGCUCCCUUCUGAUUCCAACCUACAAAAGAAAAGACACCGCCUCGGCCGCCACAAGUGCAUUAGGUGUGGACUCUAUUUUUCAAAAAUAUUUCAAUAUAUCAAGCAUAUGCGGACUCACACUGGCAAAACACCCUAUAAGUGUAAUGGAUGUGGAUUAUAUUUUGCACAGAGUAGUACCCUGCAAAGACACAAGCGUAUACCUGGUAGAUGCAAGCAGCCAAAACCUCCAGUUACAAAUUGUGAUGCUGCUAUGAGUGACACUAAAACACCACCACUUAUGGACGUUGUACAGAACAAACCAUAUGCAAAUUUGCCUGAAUGUUAUGUAAAGCUUGUUGACAUCUCCAAAACCCAUAUGUGUAGUGUAUGUGAUAAAAGCUUCUCAACUGCAGAGGAGGCCAAAAAGCACUUCAACAGCAUACAUAGGGGAAAGAGUUUGGCAGUUUCACCACCAAGUCAGUGUACCACAAACCUCAGUGCUGAGGAAAGUCAAAAAGUAGACAAUGACCCAAGAGGAAAACACAAAUGUCCUCUUUGCCCACGGCUUUUCAAGUACUCAUACAACAGGGCUCGGCAUUUACGUGAUUGUGUCAGAAAUUCAAUAAGUGGUGGCAGAGGGAAAAUUGGCAGUAAAUACCGUUGUCCCUUGUGCCACACUACCUUCACUUUACCAUCCAACCGACAUAGACACAUUCAAACAUUUUGCCUCAGAGAAUGUGUUAAUCGGCUUGCAAAAGAGAGUGCUAAAUCAAGGCAAAAUCUGGAACAGAGAAAGACAAAGGUUGAGCAGAAAACAAUGUCAAAGGAAAAUGAACAGAAAAAACAGCCUAAGGACAUUGAACAGAGAAAACAUGCACCCCCAGCUUCAACAGCCCCCAAGGUUGUACCACGUUACAAAUGCAAUCUGUGUCCAGCUGUUUUUUCUCAUGCUUCUGGAAAGUACAGACAUAUGAAGAAACAUGAGUUGUUUAAACUCACUGGCAAAAUGUUCAGGUACAGGAAUUCAGUUUUCUCUACCAUGUCUAAACCAGCAACUUUAAGUAGUACAAAGACUGAAGAGAGUAAGGACAACUUAAAAUCAGCUGAAGUAAAUAGUGGUCGAGCAAUGAGCUGUCGAUUUUGUGGAAAAUGUUUCAGCAUCUCGCAGUCACUGAAGAAACAUGAGCGCAAUCACAGAGGUGAAAGACCGUACCGUUGUCUGGAAUGUGGAAAAGGAUUCAAGAAACGUUCCCAUCUUAUUGGUCAUAAAAUCGUUCACCAGAGGAGGAUACAGUGCACUGUCUGCAGAAAGAUUCUUCCAAGUAUUGGAGAACUGAUCCAGCACAGAAGCUCACAUAAUAAAAGGGGAAAGCUUCAAUGCCCAGACUGCCAUCUGCAGUUUGAGUAUCCUGCACAUCUCCUCAGGCAUCUAGACACCCACAAAAAUAGAGACACUAAGGCACAUCAGCUUGAAGAGGGACCACCAUUAAAACCACAGCAGUUCAUGGAAUCUGUGCAAGAGCAGAGUGGACCCAAGCAGCUACAAUGUUCCUUAUGCAAAGAGAUAUUUAAUGAUGCCCAAGUGCUAAGAAAACAUUGUCUUACACACAUAUCUGGGUCCUCGUCAAACCAGUGUCCUUUUUGCAAACUUAACUUCAAUAAUCGCCGCUAUUUGCUUCGCCACAUGAUCAAACAUACUGGAGACAAACCCUUUUCCUGUACUAACUGUGGAAAACAGUUUUACCGUGACUUGUACCUUAAACUUCACAGUGAGAGUUGUUUGCCUGCUCAAACCAGACAUCUUGUCACUAUAUCCAACACUACGUCAAAGGGGUCACAUAGGUGUUCCUACUGUCCUCGGGUGUUUACUAAGAAAAUCCGCCUGAUGGAUCAUCACCGUGGCCACAAAAUAAACUCUCUGCUUCUGUGCUCAAGAUGUGGGCAGUACUUUGGAUUUCGAAAAUUAAAUCAACAUCAGAAGAACUGCGGGGGGACUACCGAGCUCAACACUGGCUCAUCAGCUCCUAAUGGCGAUGUCAGUAAAAGCACUUCACGGACAAGCCAGAAUGGCCAUAAAAUGCCUUUACAGUCCAAUGCAACCAUGAUGCUUCAGUUUAAAUGCACUCACUGUACACAGAGGUUCAGGUACAGAUCGUUACUCUUGAGACAUCUUGUUACACAUACUGGUCUGCAACCCUAUGCAUGUAUGCACUGUGGCCAGAGAUAUAGAAGUCGGACAGUAUGUUUGCAGCAUGAAGCUUUGUGUGAUGGUGUUAACAAUGAGGGGCAGUCAAAAGUCAAAAGUGAUGCAGUAACACAAUUAUCAAACAUGCCUAAUCUCAGAGAGGUACCGCAAAAGCCCCAAGCAGAAGGUGAAGUGGAGUACAAGUGCAAAUUCUGUACCAAGACCUUCAUGAAAUCAAGAAACCUGAGACGUCACAUUUUGACACAUAACGAAGUAAAGCCUUAUCGCUGUAAAGCCUGUGACAGUUGCUUUUCGAGGUAUGAUCAUCUAAAAGUACAUCAGACUCGUUGCAAAGGGAAAAGAACACGAUUGGAAGUCUGUAUUCCCAAAAUCAGUUUAGAUGAUGUUGGCAAGGGUUGGCAAAAUAAGUUUGGCAUUGAGCAUGCUGAGAAGCAGGACACAUUCGAGUGCAAAAUCUGUUCAAGGAGCUUCUCAACUCGGUCUAAACUUUCCCGACAUGACACUAUGUUCCAUAUCACAAAAUUAUUCAAGUGCACACGCUGUGACUCGUCAUUCGCUCAUGAAAAAUCGCUGAAAAAGCACAGAAAGAUGAGGAGGUGCAAAAAGGUCUCCAAAGUAACAAAUGCUGCUCUACCACUGGGAGCUAAUCCACCCACAGAAAAUGUAACAAAACCCCUUGAUGGGGUGAGAAAUCGUGUUCUUCAGAGAAUCCAGCCUUAUUUCAACAAAAAAUACAAAUAUGUAUGUAGUUAUUGCCCCCGUUCUUUUGCAAACAGCUGGCAGUUGGGUGUGCACACCCGCCUGCACACAGGAGAGAAGCCCUAUGCCUGUGAUUACUGUGGUCAGAGAUUUAUAAGGAAGGAUUAUGUGCAGCGUCAUUAUGUAAAGUGCACCAAGAAACAACAGCAAAGUAAAGUGCUCUGUGACAGAUGUGGAGGGUUUUUUUCUCACGCCAAGCUUGAAAAUCACAAAAAAAGUUGCACUUCAACACCAAGCUUAUCAAAGGCAACAGUUUGCCAACCAUCAACCUCUCAAAGCCCACCGAAGGGCUUUUCUUGUGCAUACUGUAGUUCCCGCUUUUUGCUGUUUUCACAGCUCCAAGAGCAUUUUUUAAAUGCACACAAGAUGGAAACAAUGGUUCCACCAGUGGCUACAGCUCCCUUACAACACCAUCUGUCAAACAUGCCAAACAUAAAAGAAGAGCCUUUGGAUGAGAGUUGUGACGAACGGUUUAGUGCUAGUGCUAAUCUAAUCUGUAAACUAGACACAGCUCUUGAUGGCGAAGUCCCCAAACCAUUUUCCUGCCCAGAGUGCAAUAUGUCCUUUGCAAAUAAAGCUGGACUAAGUGGUCAUCUGCGUGUACAUGCAAUGGAGUUUCCUUUUAACUGUAAAACAUGCAAGAAAGGCUUCUGGAAUAAAACUCUUUUCCGUAAUCACUAUAGGAAAUGUAGAUUUGGACGUAUUUCAGAGAGUAAUACAACCCAACAGUUGGAAGUCCCUUUAAAAGCAGAGAUUGAUUUUGCACUAAAUGACUCUGUUUUAGUGUUCAAAGAAGGCUCCAAAACAACUGGCACUGGGGUUUUGCAGACCAAUUUCUCAUGCAAAGAGGACUUUAUUGAUGAAUCCCCACAAAAUUCUGAAGGAAAUGAGGAAGGCAGUUCAAGUACAGAGAAGAAAACUGAGCAGUACCAAUGUUCAGAAUGUGAUAAGAGCUUCACAGAUGGCUUAAUGCUCAUUAGCCACCUUGAAGACCAUGGAAGAGAGGAACAAGAGAAAAAGCGCAAUACAUGUUUUAAGUGUGGGAGGGUCUGCAGUAGUCAAGGAAGUCUUGAAAAACACAUGAGAGUGCAUGGAAUUAAUAAGAAUUACUCUUGCCCCGACUGCUCCAAGAUGUUUGACAACUUGUCUGACCUUGACAUCCACAGAACAUGUCAUGACCCAAGUAGACCUUUUGCAUGCAAACUGUGUAAUCAAAGGUUUUGGACAAGACCGUCUUUAUGUAAUCAUUACAGUGACGCCCAUCCAGAGGAUGUAUUUACUUGUCGCUUCUGUAACAAAGCCUAUUCAGUCAAAAAAUCACUGGCAAGGCACUAUAGAAAAUGGCAUCAAAAUGAGCAGAAGGAUCAUGGGAGUAUUGUCCAGGAAAAGAAGACAACUGAACAACAAUCAAACUUUCAAGUCGCUACAACUGGUGACAGUGAUGAGGAUGAAAAUAAUGCCACUGAGGACAGCGACUCAGACUCUGCACCAUACUUCCCAUGCCAUGUAUGUGGUAAGACAUUCCCAACUUCAGAAAGUCUUGAGGAUCAUCAGCGGUGUCACCUGGGUGAAAAACCACAUGAAUGUGCAGAAUGUGGUAAAUGUUUUUUCCAGGCAGCUCAGUUGCAGCACCAUCAACGAAUGCACAAGUCUGAAUUUCAAUGUCAGGCAUGCGGCAGGGGUUUUGUCUCUCUCUUUGCACUCCGUAAACAUAAGCAUACUCAUGGAAAGAGUCGUCCAUACCGUUGUUCCAAGUGUCACCUCAGUUUCACUGGACCCUCACAGUUAGCAGAACAUAUGUCCACCCACCGUGAAGAGAACUUCCCAUGUGACAUAUGCAAUCGAGUGUUUCUCUCCAAGAGUAGUAGAGCUGAGCAUCGGAAAAGCCACUCCAAGUCAGGUGACCGUCACCCAUCUUUAACUUCAAGGGAAGGACACAAGUCGUCUUCACUUUCUGAAAGCUCAUCCGUAUUCCUCAAGGAACUUAAGUAUCGCUGUGGUGUUUGUAGUGAGCGUUUCAAAGACCCAGAGGAGCUCUCAGAGCAUGGUUGCAUGGCAGCCAAAGAGCGACCAUACUCGUGUUCAGCCUGCGAUAAACAUUUUCUGCAUGCAUCUCACCUGAAAAAGCACAGGAUCACCCAUCAACUAUCAUGUUCUAGCAGUGAAUAUCCAUGUAAUCAAUGCAACAGUAGUUUUUCCUCUUCUCAGCACUUCCUCAGCCAUCUUAAGAGUCACGUUGAUACUACAGCUGAAAUGAAUCAUAACACUGAAGGUAAAGAUGGAGGUCCUUCACAUGGUUUCAUAUGUCCAGUUUGCCAUCAGUGUUUUGCCACUGCCACUGAAUUGAUUUGUCAUUUUCCCACGCAUCCUGAUAGUACAUUUGAAUGCAAAAUUUGUAAAAUGACAUUACCCUCUGGAAGUAAGCUUGAACAUGAUCGCCGUCAUCUGACAUCAGCUACUGAAUAUGAAUGCACCGAGUGUGGCCAGAGCUUUUUAGGAAGCGAUGCUUUCCGCCAGCACCGCUGUUCCCGUCAAGAGCACGCAGUAAUGCUGACUGAAUACACAAAUCCAUCAGCAAAGACUUCCACUCCGACUUAUCAUCAGACAGCAGGAGAGGAGGAGGAGAUUGAUGUUACCGGAGAGGACUUUUACUAUUGCCCUGUUUGCUCAAUGCAGUUCUCUUCAAAAAGUAGUCUCUUGGAGCAUCAAAAUAAACAGCAUGCAAAUGAGAAACCAUUCAAAUGUGAGCUUUGUGGAAAAACAUUUGCCGUGAGGCGGUACCUUAGAGAGCACGAGCGAAGGCAUCGUCUAAAAUCUGCUGCUCAAUCAGCCAAAAACGAGCUCCGAUGUACCCAGUGCCAUGCCGAAUUCACUUCAACACACAAUCUGUCAUUGCAUAUGAGAAUGCAUGCUGAAAAAGAAGUUGGAGAGUACCGCUGUGAUAUGUGCUACAAGUCAUUCAGCCAGUGGUCUCUUCUUAAGCAGCACCAAGAAAGUCACGUCGGCCAAGUUGUAUAUGAAUGCACAGAAUGUGACAAAGCCUUUGCUUUUCCUCACCUACUGGAUGAACAUCAACAGACUCAUGCUGGGUCAUCUCAGUAAUGGUUGUUGGAUACCAUCCCCCUUAUCUAUCUCUUGAAAUAACUGUAUUUAAAGUAACUUGAAAUCCCUUUCAUGCCUUACAUGUGUACCUCCACUUGUACUCACAACUUAGAUCCAGUUUGUAUUUUUGGCCCUUUUUGCAUACUUGCAAAGCUAUUGGCUCAUGUCACUAUGACGGGGCAUCUUCUCCUGAGUUUUUAUUUACAUUGUAUAUAUUUUUAGUUCUAAUAUUGGAAUUUGUUAACCACAAAUUAGCCACAGUGUUUGUAAAUCCAUGACAAAAUUGUGUAAAGGUGUUUAAUAUUCUGUGUGAUGAAUAUAGACAAAGCAUGAUGUUUAAGCAAAAUGUUUAUGGAAUGUCUUAGAUAGAGACUGACCUUUUUGAUCACUUUUUAUGUUUGACAUUUAUUUUGAAAUACUUUUUAGUCAGUUUUUUUGACAAUGUUUAAAAUGGAUUCAAACUGGUCGUUUUAAUCUAUUGGUAUUUUGUAUGACUAUACAUGUACUAUAGAUAAUUUUGUAAUUUUCAAUUUAACAUUUCUCAAUGUUUAUCAUGGGUUGCAUUUUUGAUAUUGCAAAGCAUCUUGUACAGACAUUUGAAAGAUGUUGUAAUUGAAUAUUCCUUUCACAACCUAAGGAUGUUAGUUUCUUAAGAAAUUUGAGUUGAUACAUUCAGUUAAGGAGUAAAGUCAACUAGAAAAUCUA
Micropterus salmoides (largemouth bass) is the source of this 9892-nucleotide messenger RNA. Its product is annotated as zinc finger protein 1035. Lineage: Eukaryota; Metazoa; Chordata; Actinopteri; Centrarchiformes; Centrarchidae. The transcript is spliced from 3 exons. The coding region runs from base 686 to 9187 and encodes 2833 amino acids. The record is from RefSeq and is a predicted model, not a curated record.